AUGAAACGUAAGCUUGGACGUCCUCAGAAAAAAGGUUCAUCUUCGUCGAUUGCUCCAAAUAAAGGUGGUAAUGCUAAGAACGCACGAUAUUCUCCUACCAGUGUAACCGAUAUUGACCAACUUGGAGGUUUGUUUCGUUACAAUAUCGAUGAAGUUCCUGAUCUAACACCCCAGCAAAUUCGUAAUGCACAACAUAGAAGAAUGCAUAUCAUGCGUGAGAGGAGAAAAAGAGAAGAAGCUAUUGGGAUAAUGAUGAAGACUCUAUGUCGGAAAGUGAGGAUGUGGAAAACCAACGCCUGGAAAAGUGAUGGAAGGACUGAGAAUCUACCAGCUAUUAAUGAGGUUGCUGCAUUGAUACCUAAUGAUUUCGAUCAUGAGAUAGAUGCACGUGAUAUCAUCAUCGAGUGUAAAAAGACUGGGAAUCUCAAAAGGAUUAGUGAACUACAUCCUGCGUAUUUGCCUUUGCAAUAUCCAUUAUUGUUUCCCUAUGGCGAGGACGUAUUCAGACUUGGUAUCGAUAUUGGUUUUGUAGAUACCCAAGGGAGGAAAAGGUUGCAUAUUACUAUGAGAGAGUUUUUUGCUUUCCGCAUAAAGGAGAGGGUUGGCGAGUCACCAAUCAUCCCUUUAUCUGGAAGAUUAUUCCAGCAGUUCUUAGUGGAUGCGUACACGAUGAUUGAGACUAAUAGACUACGCUUCAUUUCAAUGAAUCAGUCUAAACUUCGUUGCGAAAAUUAUGACAAGAUAAAGAAAACUGUUGAUGAAGGUGACACUGAUCUUUCUGACAAGGGUAAACGUAUUAUUAUACAUUCUUCUAAUAUUGGUGAUACAAGGUAUAUGGUGCAACAUUAUCUAGAUGCGAUGAUUACUUGCCAGCAUUUUGGUUUUCCGGAUCUUUUCAUAACCUUUACGUGUAAUCCCAAAUGGCCUGAGAUUACCAGGCACCUAAACAGACAUAACCUGAAGCAAGAGGAUAGGCCAGAUAUAUGUACACGAGUGUUCAAGAUGAUACUAGAUGAUCUCAUGCACAGACUCACUAAAGAAAAUGUGUUAGGUGUCGUAAAAACCGCGAUCUACACGAUUGAGUUUCAAAAACGGGGACUACCUCAUGCACACAUCGUUCUUUUUUUAGAGGCUGGUCACAAGCUACCAACUGGUGAUGACAUUGAUAAGAUAAUAUGUGCUGAGAUUCCUGUUAAAGAUAUUGAUCCAGCGCUGUAUGAGAUAGUAGGAGAUGUCAUGAUGCAUGGACCAUGUGGUGCUUUGAAUAAAGAUAGUGUUUGCAUGGCUGAAGGAAAAUGUACAAAGUAUUUUCCAAAACCUUUCAGUCCGAUCACUAAAAUAGAUGAUGUUGGAUAUCCUAUAUACAGGCGACGUAAUGACAAGAAAGUUAUCGUUAAAAAGGGUAUUGAAUGUGAUAAUGGAUUUGUGGUUCCUUAUAAUAGGAGCCUCACACUGCUUUAUAGGGCUCAUAUCAACGUCGAAUGGUGUGUACAGUCUCGAUCAGUAAAGUAUCUAUUCAAAUAUAUUCAUAAAGGUGCUGACUACAUCUGUGCAACUAUCAAGAAUGAUGAUAAAGAAAACGAGAUUAAGAAACACUUCAACUGUAGGUAUGUAGCACCUUCAGAGUCUACGUGGAGAAUUUCGCAAAUGGUCAUAUACAACGAGGAUGAUCCAGGUGACGAGGUUAUUAAUCGUGUCUCAGUUGGUAUGUCAAAAUUCAUUGCUUGGAUGGAGUGCAACAAUAAGUAUGAACUGGCGAAUACGAGAUUUGUGUGUAAUAGACCAAAUAGGAUAUGGAUGCCACGAUCAAGGAGAGUUGCUCUUGGUAGAAUCACGUAUGUACCCAUUGGGGCAGGUGAAGCGUAUUAUUUAAGGCUUCUGCUUAAUUUAGUCAAAGGACCACGUAGUUUUGACGAUAUAAAAACGGUCAACAAAGUUCUACAUUCUUCGUUCAAAGACGCUAGCUAUGCGUAUGGAUUAUUGAAUAAUGACAAAGAAUAUAUUGAGGCCAUCAAUGAGGCCGGAUUGUGGCUUUCUGCCAAUUAUCUCCGUUGUCUUUUUGUGAUCCUGCUCACUACUCAUAGUAUAUUCAUUCCUUCUAGAGUUUGGGAUGCUACAUGGCAGGUAUUAUCAGAUGACAUCAUAUAUAAUUACAGAAAGGCUGCCAGGGAUCAAACUGUUAGUCUAUCUCAGGAGCAAGUUAAAGACUUUACUCUGGUCGAAAUAGAACUUCUUUUACGUGUAAGUGGGAGAUCUUUAAAAGAAUUCACACCUAUGCCGUUUCCUGAAGAUAUUACUCUGGAGUCACGUGAUAAUCCUCUUAUUCGGGAUGAGAGGAAUUACAAUCGUGAAACUCUUAGAUUUAGAAACGAGCGGAUGUUAGCCACUGUAACCAGCGAACAGAGAAGUGUUUAUGAUGAGAUCCUAGAAGCAGUAAAUAAGAACAAAGGAGGUAUGUUCUAUGUUUAUGGUUCUGGAGGUACUGGUAAAACUUAUUUGUGGAGUCUAUUAGGAUCUGCUCUACGUUCCCAAGGUGAUGUUGUUCUUAAGGUUGCAUCGAGCGGGAUUGAUGCGUUGCUAUUAGAAGGAGGCCGAACUGCGCAUUCAAGAUUUGAAAUCCCUAUCGUGGUUAAUAAGUUUACCUUCUGUUCAAUCAAGAAGGAGUCGAAUCUUGCCGACCUGAUAAGGAUUGCUAAACUCAUUAUAUGGGAUGAGGCGUUGAUGAUGAGUAAAGACUGUUUCGAGACUCUAGAUAGAACGAUGCGUGACAUAUUAGAAGUUGAUAAGCCCUUUGGUGACAAGGUCAUUGUUUUAGGAGGGGAUUUCAGGCAAAUAUUACCAGUGAUUCCAAAUUCCGAGAAGACAGAGAUACUUAUGGCCACUUUGAAUUCGUCACCUCUGUGGUACAAAUGUAAAGUGUUGAGACUUACACAGAACAUGCGACUUAUAGCUGGAGAUAAUAGCCGUGCGAUGCUUGAACGAGCUGCCUUUACAAAGUGGAUCUUAGACAUUGGUAAUGGAAUGAUAAAUGAUGAUGGAAGUGGUGAAGCCGUGAUUGAUAUUCCUGAUGAUAUGUUGAUUAAAGACUGUAAAGAUCCUAUAAAAACGAUCGUCAAAGAAAUUUAUGGGAGUUCAUUUUCGAAAGAGACUGAUCCUAAGUUUUUCCAAAAUCGUGCCAUACUGAGUCCAAGAAACGAUAAUGUAGAUACGAUAAAUGAUUACAUGCUUUCAAAGUUGUCGGGUGUUGAAAGGACCUAUCUUAGUUGUGAUAGCAUUGAUACGGCUGAAGAAGUUGUCAAUUACAAUGAUGCAUCUGAAGUACCCUCGGAGAGUGUAGCCAGUAAGAAUAAAGGUGGUUCCAACAAUAUGAUUUAUACCGAGGAGUUUUUAAAUAGUAUCAAGAUGUCUGGUUUCCCUAAUCAUGUCCUGAAGUUGAGAGAGGGUACUCCUGUAAUGCUUCUAAGAAAUAUCGACCCUAAGAAUGGGUUGUGUAAUGGCACAAGACUCAUCAUUACUAAGAUGGCUAAUUAUGUUCCCCAGGCUCAGAUAAUAACAGGUAGCAAGGUUGGUGAGAAAGUACUGAUUCCUAGGAUAUUCCUCUCUGAAACUUCCUUUCAGAUGAGACGCAAGCAGUUUCCUAUCACAUUAGCUUUUGCAAUGACUAUAAACAAAAGCCAAGGACAGACACUCGAAAAGGUUGGUUUGUAUCUUCCAAGGCCGGUAUUUACUCAUGGGCAACUCUAUGUCGCUGUGUCGAGGGUUACAUCCAGGGAAGGUUUGAAGAUAUUGAUCACCGAUAAAGACAACAAACCACAAAGCAAAACAUUGAAUGUCGUCUACAAGGAGGUUUUUGACAAUAUAUGA
Molecule: messenger RNA, 3864 nt
Organism: Eutrema salsugineum
Lineage: Eukaryota; Viridiplantae; Streptophyta; Magnoliopsida; Brassicales; Brassicaceae
Biological process (GO): telomere maintenance; DNA repair
Molecular function (GO): DNA helicase activity
Source: RefSeq, a predicted model, not a curated record